GUAGAAGGGUGUGUUUGUAGACUUUUUACAUGCACCACCCUCUGCUCUCCAUCAGUGAGAUUUCACCUCACCAAACUUACUUGGAGCUUUAUUAGAUAGAUAGCACACUCACUCCUGAGCUUUGAAUUCAAACACACUUCUUCAGUCUCACGGCUCACACACACACACACAAAAGCACACAAGGUUUAAAUGCAGAUAUACUCUCCAGCGCUCACAAUGUGGAUGAAGUUACUCAUUUUUGUCUCUGGAUUACAUCUGGCCUUUUCCGGAUCAGAGAUUCCUACAGAAGUGCGGUCAAGGAGUUGCAGCUAUGUUGGAGUGUUUCAUGUGGAGGGGAGAGAUCGCUACAGUCUGACGUUUGAAGGGGCACAGAGCUUGUGUGAACAACUAUCAGCUUCAUUAGCCAGUCCAGAGCAGAUCACUAAAGCUCAUAAAGAAGGACUACAGACAUGCAGAUAUGGCUGGAUAAACAGCACACAGGUAGCGAUACUCCGUCACAAGCCACAUAAAUCAUGUGCAGCCAAUCAAUCCGGCGUCAUCAUCAAGAGUCCAGACACAAAUAAAUCUGAUGCCUUCUGUUACAUUGAAGAUUUGUCAGUGAAGAACUGUACACAUGCGAUUGACCCUGAUUCAACUGGUCCUGAGAAUUUAAAUAAAUCAGAUGACAACUCAACAAUUACAGAAGACACCACACAGCAGCCUCAUGCUGGAGAGGAAUAUUCGACACCAGAGUUUAAGACGAAUACUUCAGUUUACAGUCAUGGACUGUAUACUGAAGAGUCUGUAAAUACCACAUGGAGCCCUACUGAAGAGACUGAUCAAACGGCUGAUAUAAAUUACCAUAAAAAUAUAGGGGAAUCUAUAACUUUAAUACCUGAUACGGACGUCACAGAGCUGAGAAUGACAAAUGGGUCAUGGAAGAAUUUCUGGGAGACAACAGCAGUGAAUAUAGACGAUUCACAUCACAGAGAUGAUGCUACAAACAAAACAGAUUGGCUGAUCAUUGUGAUUGUAAUUGUGGCUGUCCUUUUCAUUCUGCUUCUGUGUGUAGCUGUAGCAACCAGAAAAAGCUGGUGUGGUAAGAAAAAGACUCUGAUUAUCACAUCAAAGAGCAGCAGCAAAGAAAACGGAACAUCAGUGUCCUUCACUCAGGAACAACAGCAGGAGAUGGUCACGCUCAUGAAUACUGAGAAGAUCCAAACAAACAGCAACUCUGAGUUUAUCAACAUCAGUCUGGACGAGCCAACAGAGAAAACACUGCAGGCAUAAGAACACAAGCAGAGUAGCAUUAUAAAUACGUAGACCAGAGAAACUGCCUGAAUAUCAAAAACAGAAGAAAUGAGAAGCCUAGAGAAUGAGAUGGACACUCAUUUCAGACCAGACAAAAGGAGGGUAAAGAAGACUGAGCACGUUAACAUGCACAUUACUCCCAAAAAUUAGCUUAUUUAAAAAAUCUGACAAAGCAAGAAAACCGUGUUUACAUGAGAUUUUAAAUAAUCACAUUAUUCCCUGCUUUUGAUGUCAAACCAUGAAGAGACGUGCUCAACACGUGCACAUAUUGGAUAAAUCGGUGAGAACACUAGUAAAGGUGUUUACAUGCCACACGAAAUCUACCCGUGUGGACCGGUUUAUUCUUAUGCCGUUUAUGAGCUUACACCAUUAAAAGAACACAGUUUAUUGUGUUUACAUGACCACACGCGUUGUCGGCUUAAGCAUAAUCGUGUAAGAAUGUGCAUGUAAACGUGCUCAUUGAGAAAGAUUGAGAAGACUGAUUUUGGUGGUGGUAAGAGUUUUUGGUCCAGCAAUUUCAUUAAUUCCAUUUCAGAGGGCAAGGUUGUAUUUUAUAUGUCCUAAUAACAUUUUUCUUUAUGUUUGCACAUUAGGCAUUUACAUAGUUAAGAAUUACAUAGAACAUGUCACAUAUGAUCCUAGUUGGUGUCAUUUUGUUUUGAAAAGUACUGAUUCACACAGUUGUAUGACCUUAUAAAUGUACCAUGCCGAUUUGUAAAGGAGAUCAGACAGCUUUAUAUUUACUCAAAUAUUUUUACAUUCUAAAAAAACCCCCUAUAUAUAUCAUUUUUUAACUUCUUAUAUAUAGUAAUCCGAAAUUGUUUGUACAUUUAUCUGGAUUUUUGCUUGAAGUAAUCAUUUAAUGUUAUCUUAGUCAAAAUAACAAUUAAAGACAAAUCAAAUCUUAUUUGAACAAUCAAUGCGAGCCUCUAGUAGAAUUCAGACAAUGUGUGUUGAUUGUGAAUGUCUAUGACACCUGUUUCCUAGCAACUUUCAAAUUCCACAUGACAUUUUUGCACCCUUGAAGAGCACUGCUUUGCUAGUUUUUAAAUCAAGUAGCUUUUCAGUAGUGAAGCUAUAUUUUUGAUUAUGUAGUGCGUAGUUUUGACAAAAGCUACACCGCUACAUCAUAAAUCACAUUGGUGUUUACUGUCGCCAGUUUUGAAUCAGAACUAAAGAUGUCCUACUCACAAAUAAAUCGCUCAUCUGAA
Messenger RNA from Myxocyprinus asiaticus (Chinese sucker), 2501 nucleotides. RefSeq names its product CD44 molecule (Indian blood group) b (gene cd44b). Gene Ontology annotation, biological process: inflammatory response; positive regulation of ERK1 and ERK2 cascade; cell adhesion. Bases 190 to 1269 code for a protein of 359 amino acids. Gene Ontology annotation, cellular component: basolateral plasma membrane; plasma membrane; macrophage migration inhibitory factor receptor complex. The transcript has 7 exons. The record is from RefSeq and is a predicted model, not a curated record. Gene Ontology annotation, molecular function: hyaluronic acid binding; cytokine receptor activity. Lineage: Eukaryota; Metazoa; Chordata; Actinopteri; Cypriniformes; Catostomidae.